AUGCAACAGAAACAAGUAAGAGUUAUUGAAUUUUUUAGUGGUAUUGGUGGGUUACGUUCAAGUUAUGAACAUUCUUCAAUUAAUAUAAGUGCAACAUUUAUACCAUUUGAUAUAAAUGAAAUUGCAAAUAAAAUAUAUUCAAAAAAUUUUAAAGAAGAAGUACAAGUAAAAAAUUUAGAUAGUAUUUCAAUAAAACAAAUAGAAUCUCUAAAUUGUAAUACUUGGUUUAUGAGUCCACCUUGUCAACCAUAUAAUACUUCUAUAAUGUCUAAACACAAAGACAUUAAUGAUCCAAGAGCAAAAAGUGUAUUACAUUUAUAUCGUGACAUUCUUCCAUUUUUAAUAAAUAAACCAACACAUAUUUUUAUUGAAAAUGUUCCUUUAUUUAAAGAGUCACUUGUUUUUAAAGAGAUUUAUAAUAUUCUUAUUAAAAACCAAUAUUAUAUUAAAGAUAUUAUUUGUUCUCCUAUUGAUAUUGGAAUUCCAAAUAGUAGAACUCGUUAUUAUGUUAUGGCACGAUUAACUCCUUUUAAAAAUGAAAUUCAGUUACAUCAAGAAGAAGAGUCAAUGAUAUCAAAUUAUUUAGAUGAUAAUGUUAAUGAGUCUUAUUAUAUUCCUUCUGACUUAAUUCUAAAGAAAGGAAUGUUAUUUGAUAUUGUUGGUAAAGAUGAUAAAAGAACUUGUUGCUUUACUAAGUCAUACACUAAAAUUGUUGAAGGAACUGGUUCUAUUUAUUGUCCAAUAGAAUCUCAUUUUAUUCCAGUCAAAAAAGCUGAAAAUUUACUUAAUAAAAAUUUAAGAUAUUUUACUCCAAAUGAAAUAAAAAAAAUUCAUGGAUUUUCUUCGGAAUUUACAACUCAAGUUGAUGGAAUAACUGAUAAACAGCAAUACCAAUGUCUUGGUAAUAGCGUCUCUUGUUUCGUAAUUGCACAAUUAAUGGAAUAUUUAUUCAGUGAUAUAAAAGAAUAA
Entamoeba dispar SAW760 is the source of this 969-nucleotide messenger RNA. RefSeq names its product DNA (cytosine-5)-methyltransferase, putative. Bases 1 to 969 code for a protein of 322 amino acids. The transcript is spliced from 4 exons. Gene Ontology annotation, molecular function: methyltransferase activity. The record is from RefSeq and is a predicted model, not a curated record. Lineage: Eukaryota; Evosea; Mastigamoebida; Endamoebidae.